UUCAUAAGUUAUAACACAAGUGUCACACUUCUUUUCACAGCAACCGAAGGGCAGGAGUUAGUUUGGCUAAAGCUCUCAGGACAUUAUAAUGGCUUUAGUAUUUAGAACUGUGGCUCAACUAGCUGGAGUUUCAUUAUCUUUGCUGGGAUGGGUUUUAUCCUGUCUUACAAACUACCUGCCACACUGGAAGAACCUCAACCUGGCCUUAAAUGAAAUGGAAAACUGGACCAUGGGACUCUGGCAAACCUGUGUCAUCCAAGAGGCAGUGGGGAUGCAAUGCAAGGACUUUGACUCCUUCCUGGCUUUGCCUGCUGAACUCAGGGUCUCCAGGAUCUUAAUGUUUCUGUCGAAUGGGCUGGGAUUUCUGGGCCUGCUGGUCUCUGGGUUUGGCCUGGACUGUUUGAGAACUGGAGAGAGUCAGAGAGAUCUCAAGAGGCGACUGCUGAUCCUGGGAGGAAUUCUGUCCUGGGCCUCGGGAGUCACAGCCCUGGUUCCCGUCUCUUGGGUUGCCCACAAGACGGUUCAGGAGUUCUGGGAUGAGCACGUCCCAGACUUUGUCCCCAGGUGGGAGUUUGGGGAGGCCCUGUUUCUGGGCUGGUUUGCUGGACUUUCUCUUCUGCUAGGAGGGUGUCUGCUCCACUGUGCAGCCUGCUCCAGCCACGCUCCCCUAGCUUCGGGCCACUAUGCAGUGGCGCAAACACAAGAUCAUCAUCAAGAACUGGAGACGAGAAACACCAACCUGAAACACUAAGCCAGAAAGGACAAGCGUCUGCUGUUCAGGAGACGCUUGCUCAACACUGGAUUUGGUAGGAUGUCCCGCUCUAGUCAUCUCACUGUGCUUUUGAUUUUUGAAAAUGCAUUUUUUCCUGUGGCUAUUAAACUAUAGUUUCUUUCCAAGACUGGUAAACCAUUUUUAUCUUCUAGUCUGAGACCAAAAUCAAUCAAGACUGAAUAGUAAUGACACCCAUUACUGUGGAUGAGUUUUCUCAAUUUUAAAAUAGCGAUUGCACAGAAGUGGUAAAUAAAACAUUAAUCUCUAUGUAUCUUUGAAGGUAUUAUUCAUAUGGAGCGGAAUCAUUUGGCAAAUCAUUUACUUCUUUCAGGUGUUUAAGAUAACCUAGUAUAAUAAGCCUGAGGUCUUGUUGCAUAUUUAUUUAAAAUGCAUGACGUCUUAUUAUAUAAAAUAAUUACUAGCUCUUUAGAAGCUUCAGAGGUGAAAGGUGUAGACACAUCAUCUCCUUCUGAAUCAGACACCUCAGUGUCUCUAUGGAACCUUUUUCAAAAGGCAGCCACAUUCAGUCACGCCUUCUAUACUGUCAGAGGCAGGAGGGCGAUCUUGGGUUUUGGAUGAUUCAAGUAGACUCUGCCACACAAACGUGCUUCUGCAUCCUGUGUUCUGUAUUUCACGGGCAGCGUUUCUGGCUUCCCUGGCACUGAGCAGCCUGUGGGGGGCACGGCAGGGCAGGACUGGGGUGUGUGGGUAGAGAACCUCCUGGGACGGCUGCCUCUCCGUGGAGCACACUGCCAGCCCAGGCGCAGCGACCACAGAGCACAUAUUCUGGAGCCCUUCAUUUUAUUUGCUCAAUGAAAAUACUUUGUCCUUUUUUAUCAGCAAUACAUAUAGUUCCAACAAGAACUAUUCAUCACAAACUGCCAGCCUGGGGAUUUCUUCAUGAAAUAUUUUGUAUUUGCUUGGUACAUGGUUCAAGGAAACUCUUGUGUUUGUGCCAAUCAGGGAAAUAAACUGAACAAUAAACGACACUGAAAUAGAGUAUUAGGCAAUAUGUAGCUUUGUUUUUGUUUUUUUUUUUUUUAAAAACCACUGAAUUUUUUUCCACCCACAA
Molecule: messenger RNA, 1844 nt
Organism: Pan troglodytes (chimpanzee)
Lineage: Eukaryota; Metazoa; Chordata; Mammalia; Primates; Hominidae
Gene: CLDN22
Product: claudin 22
Exons: 1
Coding region: 89-751 (220 amino acids)
Cellular component (GO): membrane; bicellular tight junction
Molecular function (GO): structural molecule activity
Source: RefSeq, a predicted model, not a curated record